GAAGCUGGAGGAGGUGCGGUAGCAGUUGUUAAAGGGGAUUCGGAUUGGCUGGCGUGCAUGAGAGCGAGACAUGUCAUGAGUGAAUGCUUCACACUCCCCGCCCCUUAUUGUGAAGUGUCUGGACUCUAGGUUUAUUUGGGCAAUGUGUAUGUGUGUGAGAGCAGCAAGAAGACCAUAGAACAUAGAAACAGAGCAAACAGACAUCAAAAAUAGAAAUACAUUACAGAUAGAUUUAGAUUCACAGAUGCUUUUGGAUAAGCUUUGCUGAGUCUGUCAAUUCUACAUGGACUUUUGAAUGGGAUUUAUUUACUGCUUGACCACAGGACUGAUAUCUCAGAAAGAUGGAGACCCUGUUUGCCAGAGCUCUUUUUGACAACACAGCCGAAACGGAAGAUGAGCUGGCUUUUCGCAAGGGUGACAUCAUCGUGGUGCUAGAGAGAAAUGUGGUGGAGAGCAUCGGCUGGUGGAAAUGUUCUCUUCAUGGACGUCAGGGCCUGGCACCAGCGAACCGCCUGGCUCCCCUUUCCCCAGCUGAGGCUGAGAAAGUUUGUGCGAACUUAAAUGUACAGAAGGACUACUUGAGCAACCAUAGCCAUCAGAACAUCUAUCAAACUCCAAAAGCUACCAGGCCACCAGAGAAUCAUAUUUAUGAAGAAAUGAAUGCAGUAUAUAAAGUGCCCCUUCAAGCCAACCCUUCACCAGAUAAGCACAAGCCACAAGAGGAUCCAGAAAGAACCAGGUCUCCACAUGAAGCUUUAACCCCUCAUCCCAGAACUGGUACAGAAAUAUAUGAUGUCCCAAGCCCGGUGAGAAAACCCACCUUGUUCAAACCAUCUAUACGGCAACCUUUGGAAAGGAAAGCAUCACUGAUGUCAAGCACAGAGGUUCAUAAGCAAUAUGAAAUGCUACAAAAUGCGGCCACAAAAAAAGUCGCCACUAUAGCCCCACUAGUUUCCCAAGACCCCAAUUAUGAUAUCCCAAUGCCCUCCAUCAGAGAGGAUAUUCAAAAGCCUCCAUGUGGUUAUAGUACUAUGCCGAAACCCUGUAAGUCUGAAUGGAUUUAUGAUGUGCCUGUCUUCCCACAAAAGCAAGGAUGUGAACCUGGUCACUACGGAACCAUGCCACCGAUAACUAUGAAUUCAAACAAGCCUCUUUAUGACACUUUGCCAACACACAUUUGGCCUGAAAGGAAGCAUGGUGUCAUCCAGCCCCUCUAUGACAUCCCCAAACCGAGCAAUGCAGUGGUGCAAUCUUGUACAGACACUGGGAAGUCAACCAAUUCAUACAUCUAUGAUGUUCCACCUUGCCUUAAACAAAUAGAGACCCCUGUAGUUUUACCCAAACAGCAAAGCCUACCUGAAAUGGAUGAACCCCUUGACUACAGGGGUAAACCUGGACCCAUGUAUGAACAACUUCAACAUUGGCCCUCAAGGGGCAGGACAACAUCCAGGCAGCCUGUGGAAGGACACAAUGAAAAUAACAAAGACCACCAGAGGAGCUCAACGGUUUCCACUUCCUCCACAGCUUCCAGUUCUUCCAGGAGCUCCUGCGACUCCUUCAUGCUGAGUUCUCCAGAGCCUGAGCCCUUGCGUGAGGUCACCAUUUCACAGGAGGAAGCUGGCAACAGGUUGCUUGAGCUGCAGGAAACGGUGUGCCAGUCCGUCCCCAAGCUUAUGCUGUUCGUCAGCAGCCAAUGGAGGAGCAAAGAGCACCUGGGACAGCACCUCCAUGAGAUCCGCACGGCUGCCGAAGAUGUGACUGACUCCGUCACCUGCUUCUUAAACUUUGCCUUGGAUGUCAGAGGUAACGCGCAGCGGCUGACAGACUAUAACCUGCAGACCAGGCUCCUGAAGCAGCUCUCCAUCGUUGAAGACUCGGGCUUGAUCCUUCAGCAAGCUUCAGGCGCUCUACGAGAUCUGGGCUGGCUGCUGGAUAAGUUAGUUCAGGAUGCCAGCCAGUCCCAGACGCCUGACCACCUGGAGCGCUUUGUUAUGGUGGCUAGGACUGUACCAGAGGAUGUGAAGAGACUGGUAUCCAUGCUGAACGCAAAUGGAAAGCUUCUUUUCAGAGUGCCGACUAAGGAACCAGACAUGGUGGAGAAUGAAGGCUCAUCUGAAAGGGAAAGUAACAGCAAACGUGAACCAAUGGAAGACUCAGGAAUAGAUGAGAGUGACUAUGUGCAACUUCAGACAAAGACAGAGUUUGACCAACAACCAAAACCAGCAAAGAGCAGCUUUAAAUCAAAGAAAAAUGGUGAUAACUUGAAAAAACAGGUUUCCAAAUCACAACCCCUUAGCCCCUGCAGUCCACUCCAAACCUCCAGGAAGCCUUCCAUCUCUGACCACUGCCGGCUAUAUUUUGGAGCCAUUCAGAAGGCCAUCGCCGUGCUUACAAGUAGUCUGAAUGAUGGCCAACCCCCUGAAAAAUUCAUCUCCCACAGCAAGCUUGUUAUUAUGGUGGGCCAAAGACUCGUGAACACUCUGUGUAAUGAAGCGAAAAGUUGUGAGGCCAACCGGGAAAUGUUACCUAUGAGCAAUCAGCUGUGUGCCCAUCUCAAGCAACUGGCCGUGGUGACCAAGAAGGCAGCUUUGAACUUCCCUGACAAACUGGCUGUCCAGGAGGCACAUGCCAUUGCCAAAGAGUUGGCUCAAAGGGUACAACACUUCAGAAUGUCACUGGAAGUCUGAGCAGCAGUUUUGCCAUCUGUUAGCCCAGUUUAUCAUGUAGAGAUGGUCUGGUGAAGACAACAUGGUAUUUGUGGAAUAUCUCAAUUUCUGUGAUUUGUAUGCUAGUCUAACUCAGACACCCCUAAACCGAACCCCACAUUUUUUAUUUUUUAUUUUGUUCAACUAUUAGUCUGGAUAAGGAGGCAGUGUUAAAGGUAACAAAGGGACCACUUAUAAUUACAACCUCAAUUAAUGAUACCGAAUAUGUUUACAUGCACAACAUAUGCUGAUGCAAGAAUAAAAGCCUUUGUACAAAUAUCGGUAAAGGUGCUUACAUAUAGACAUUUAGAAAUCUUAAGUGUUGCAAUCAGGUGUUUUUUAAUCUGAUAAAAGAUCAUUGUUUGGAUGGCCUUACAUGUUGUUGGAUUAUUAAGAAAUAUCAUUGUAUGAUUGUGCAUGCAAACAUAAAGACAAAGCAGAAAGUAUGAUAGUUGUUGUGUAGAUGUUAAAGUGAUAGUUUACCCAAAAAUGAAAAUUCUGUCAUUAUUUUGGCACCCUCAUGUUGUUCCAAACCUGUUUUC
This is a messenger RNA of Ctenopharyngodon idella (grass carp), 3247 nucleotides long. It is a transcript of the gene cass4, whose product is annotated as Cas scaffold protein family member 4. The record is from RefSeq and is a predicted model, not a curated record. Gene Ontology annotation, biological process: cell surface receptor protein tyrosine kinase signaling pathway; cell migration. Gene Ontology annotation, cellular component: cytoplasm; plasma membrane. The transcript is spliced from 7 exons. The coding region runs from base 342 to 2687 and encodes 781 amino acids. Gene Ontology annotation, molecular function: protein binding. Lineage: Eukaryota; Metazoa; Chordata; Actinopteri; Cypriniformes; Xenocyprididae.